Cyprinodon tularosa is the source of this 2950-nucleotide messenger RNA. RefSeq names its product germ cell-specific gene 1-like protein. The record is from RefSeq and is a predicted model, not a curated record. The transcript is spliced from 5 exons. Gene Ontology annotation, cellular component: plasma membrane. Lineage: Eukaryota; Metazoa; Chordata; Actinopteri; Cyprinodontiformes; Cyprinodontidae. Bases 258 to 1172 code for a protein of 304 amino acids.
UCAGAUAAGGUUGGGUGUGUGUGGAGGUGGGAGUGGGUGUGUGGGAUACAUAUGAGAGAAACUGCGUUGGAAGAGCAGCAGAUGUGAUGGUCGAUCCGAUGGAAGCAGACAUUAAUUAGCGGAGGGGACGUUAACGGGAAUAACGGGAUUAUGAGGAUUUGAGAGGAAGUCGCCUGAAUCCGGUGUCACACACAGUGGGAGGUGGGUGAGGAUUAAGUUCCAGGAGCCCUCACUCCUCUAACUGCGCUCCGACUGUCAUGGGGAUCGACCGGCGGCGCAGAGCCUCCCUGGCUCUCACCUUGAACUUCCUGGCCCUGUUGCUCGCCGUGUCGGCUCUCACCACCAGCUACUGGUGCGAGGGGACGCGGAAGGUGGUGAAGCCGUUCUGCACCGGUCCGGUCACCACCAAGCAGGCGUUUUGCAUCAUGUUCAACAGCUCCAACAUCAACGACACGCGUCUGGUGCAAUACAUCUGGGAGACCGGGGAGGACAAGUAUGUGAUGAGGAGGUUUCACACCGGCAUCUGGUUCUCCUGCGAGCAGAACAUCAACAUGACAGGUGAAAAAUGCCGAAGUUUCAUUUAUGUGGCACCAGCAAAUGAAAGAGGUGUUCUGUGGUUGUGCAUCGUGGCAGAGUGCCUGUACAUUCUGCUGCUGGCCACCGGAGGUAUCCUCAUGUCUUUAGAAGUGUGUCACAUUGGGAAUGUCAUUGACGGACUGAAGCUCAAUGCCUUUGCUGCCAUAUUCACUGUUCUCUCAGGUCUCUUAGGUAUGGUGGCCCACAUGAUGUUCACCACAGCCUUCCAGCUGACUGUGAGUCUGGGUCCCGAGAACUGGAAACCUCAGACGUGGGACUACAGCUGGUCGUACAUAUUGGCGUGGAGCUCUUUCACAGCCUGCAUGGCCUCCUCUGUUACAACCAUCAACCGCUACACCAAAACCAUCCUGGAGUUCAAGCACAAGCGCAGGAACAUUGAGAAGAACCUGAAGAUCAAGCAGAAGCUCCUGGAGCUGGAUUCUCCAGAGCAGGUGUGGGACAUGUACAUCAGCUCUGUCCCGAGCACCGCUGAAGAGCUGCUGGACCUGUCGACGAACGGCCGCAAACUGUCCAACGCCUCCAUUUUCCUGGACCUCAACGACCUGCCCGAUCCGCAGGGAGAGGAGUAUUGCUAGAGGAGCAUUUGGAAACAAGGAUGCUGUUUCCUGUGUGCUACAGUGUAAAUACAGGAAGAAUCCUGCUGAAAGCUUUAUACUUUUGUUUUCAUCAUCCGUCUUUAUUAACUUCCUGAUGUGGUUUGCUCUCCAGGAGCUCUUAAGAUGUAAAGUAGGAUUUUUAUCCUACAGAUUUAAAUCAGGAUUCAACCGGAAGAAUUUUAGAGCUAAAUCAAGGUUGGACCCGCCGUGGGAGCAACUGAUUGAUGAGGAUUUCACCAGCAUUGCACAUCAAGAUUAAACCAUCAGCUCUAAUUGAAAGCUGUCUUUUCUCAUGUAUACCACACAUAUAACAGUACAGUUCUGAAACAAGAUCUUUAUAGACCGUCUCCUGGAUUGGACGGACAUAUUUGUUGUGUUGUUUAAGUUUUUUUUUUUUUUUUUGUUAUUGAUCAAAUUUUACAUGAAUUUUUAAUUUAAUGGAACAUUAUUGAUCUCACAUUGAAGAACUUUACCUCUGCAUUUAACCCAUCCCCUUGGGGAGCAGUGGGCUGCCAUCAUGGGGCGCCCAGGGAGCAGUGUGGGGUUAAGGAUCUUGCUCAGAGACCCAGUGGGAGUGGGGCUCGAACUCAGAGGCUGCCACUCCCCAACUGAAAUUGGAUGGAUGUAAAACAACUAACUUUGUCAAACUUCAGAGCUUUAACACAGGGUAAAAAGUCGUCUCUUUGUGCUUUUCUAGGUUAUAUCGCUAUGAAAUAAAGAGCUGCUGAGUUAUUAACUAAAUGAAGGUCAUAAUGAUGACAACUGGUGUUUUGAAAUAUCUGUAACCAUUACCUAAAACUGAAUUUCCCAUCGAUGAUUAAAAAGGUAUAAUUACAUUGCAUUGAAUUGCAUCAAAAUUAGUCAAAUCGAAUUGAAAAGUUAAUCUAGCAUUGCAUUCUAUAUUUUUUAUUCUCGUUAGCCACCUACGCAUUGUAACAUCCAAACCUGCAGAGUUAAGAUGCUGGUUGGGAACUUUUAUUAUCCUGCUGAUGAGUUAUUGUGUCAACUGCCUAAAAGACAAAGAAAAAAUGUAGUUUGAGCUGUAGCCUACAAUUUAACUAUGAUUCGUCCUUAUCUUUCCUCCUGGAUAUAGUUGAAAAAAAGAUCAAUGCUUUGAAAAAGUCUCUUUCUGCUAACAAGUUUAUUCUCCUUAAUCACAUUUUAAGUCCAGACUUUGACUAAGCCACCUCAUAAUAUUGGUUUUCUGUUUGAGAAGCUCAGCAGUGAAUCUGCUUGCUAGGUUUGGAUCACUGUCCUGCAGCCAGGGACACUUGUUCAAUAUUUCAACAUCCAUGUUUGCCAACUGAUUUAGGGCAGAACUCUUGGCUCCUUCAGUUAUUGGAGGUUCUUAGAUGCCAGGUGGAUGCAGCAAUUUGCUCAUUCGAUUUUCAUCCAUAAAUCAUGAUUAGUCACCUUAACUAAAGCAACUGUUGUCUUCAGAGUCUUAAUUGUCUUUUUCUGUCUUCUGGAGUCAUUUCAGCAGGUUCACCUCUAAAAUGUUUUACCUGCAGCUAAUUGCUCUGACUGUGGUCCACUGGAGUUUCAAAGCUUCAAACGUGGCUUUAAACAUAACUAGAUUUUUUUUUUUUUGGUCACAUCAGCUAAUGAUGUUGCUUUUGAGCACGUUAGAUCCUGCUUUAUUUUGUCACACAGGUGUUAUUUAAUUGAUUUAUUGAUUAUUUAGAUCAGGCAAUAAUCAGGCCUUGGUAUGGUAACAAUUUAAAUUAUUGUUUAAUAAUAAUUUUACUUUAUUGAUC